Hyphopichia burtonii NRRL Y-1933 is the source of this 4216-nucleotide messenger RNA. RefSeq names its product L-aminoadipate-semialdehyde dehydrogenase (gene LYS2). The transcript has a single exon. The record is from RefSeq and is a predicted model, not a curated record. Gene Ontology annotation, biological process: L-lysine biosynthetic process. The coding region runs from base 1 to 4200 and encodes 1399 amino acids. NCBI's taxonomy places the organism in Eukaryota, Fungi, Ascomycota, Pichiomycetes, Serinales, Debaryomycetaceae. Gene Ontology annotation, molecular function: L-aminoadipate-semialdehyde dehydrogenase [NAD(P)+] activity; phosphopantetheine binding.
AUGUCAAGUCAAGAGUACUGGUUGAACUAUUUGGAUAAUCCAACGUUAUCGGUUUUACCUCAUGACUUCUUGAAACCUGCAAAUAACCAAUCUGUUGAAUCAAGCCAUAGCUUUCAAUUACCAAAUAAAUCUAGUUUUACAUUUGGAUUGGCAGUUUUUGCAGCCUUGAUUUUCAGAUUGACUGGAGAUGAAGAUAUUGUUAUUGCCACUGACUCUAAAUCAAGUACGACUCCAUUCAUAAUCAGAAUAGCUGUUAGCCCCAGCUUGACUUUUAGUGAACUUUUAACUAGAGUUGAAGAAGAAUACUCCAACAAUGCUGAAAAAAUUACCUAUGAAUCAUUGGAUGAAAUUUCUGAAGCAAUUAAAGCUUCUAAAAAAUUGGAUACUCAUCCGGGUUUAUUCAAAAUUUCAUAUCAACAUUCAAGAGAAGCACAACAAUUGGAAACCUCAGUCAAAGGAUCAGUUCGUGAUUUAGCUAUUUUUGCUUCUCCAGAUGAAGGUAAAUUUCAAAUUUAUUACAAUGCUCUAUUAUACAAAAGUGAAAGAAUAAAUAUAUUUUCUGAACAAUUCACUAAAUUCAUAAAUUCUGCAGUUCAAGCCCCAAAUACUGCCAUAACAAAAGGCAACUUGAUAACUACAUCUCAGCUCAGCCAAUUACCUGAUCCAACUGUGAAUUUAGAUUGGUCUGGAUAUCGUGGUGCUAUCCAAGAUAUUUUCAUGCAAAAUGCUGAAAAUCACCCUGAUAGAACAUGUGUUGUGGAAACUAAAUCAUUUUUAGAUCCAAAGUCAAAAACUCGUACUUUCAAUUAUAAACAAAUCAAUCAAGCUUCCAACUUGGUUGGUAACUAUUUGAAAGAAACCGGUAUCAAAAAAGGUGAUAUUGUUAUGAUCUACGCUUAUCGUGGUGUUGACUUAAUGGUUGCAGUAAUGGGUGUUUUGAAAGCUGGUGCCACAUUCUCAGUCAUUGACCCUGCUUACCCUCCUGCCAGACAAAACAUUUAUCUUUCUGUUGCUAAACCAAGAGGUUUAAUUGGACUUGCUAAAGCAGGUGUCUUGGAUUCUUUGGUUACCGAUUAUAUCAGAGACGAAUUAGACGUCAUUAGUUUCAUCCCCCAAUUGGAAAUCGAUGAAGAUGGUUCGUUAGCUGGUGGUGUUUUAGAAAACCAAAGCCAAGAUGUAUUCAGCGAUUACCAGCAAUUCAAAGAUCAACCUACUGGUGUUAUCGUUGGUCCCGACUCUAAUCCUACUUUGUCAUUCACUUCCGGUUCUGAAGGUAUUCCAAAAGGUGUUUUAGGUCGUCAUUAUUCUCUUGCUUACUAUUUCCCUUGGAUGGCUCAAAAAUUUGGUUUAUCUUCUAAUGACAAAUUCACUAUGUUGUCAGGUAUUGCUCAUGAUCCUAUCCAAAGAGAUAUGUUCACCCCAUUAUUUUUGGGUGCUCAAUUAUUAGUCCCAACUGCCGAUGACAUUGGUACCCCAGGUAAAUUAGCUGACUGGAUGGCUGAAUAUGGCGCCACUGUCACCCAUUUAACUCCUGCUAUGGGUCAAUUGUUAAGCGCUCAAGCUUCUACCCCUAUCCCAACUUUACAUCAUGCUUUCUUUGUGGGUGAUAUCUUGACUAAAAGAGAUUGUCUCAGAUUACAAACUUUGGCUGAAAAUGUUUACAUUGUUAAUAUGUAUGGUACUACUGAAACUCAAAGAUCCGUUUCCUAUUUCGAAAUCCAAAGUCGUAAAGCUGAUCCAACUUACUUAAAAAAUUUGAAAGAUGUUAUGCCUGCUGGUACUGGUAUGCAUAAUGUUCAAUUAUUGGUUGUUAACAGAAAUGAUACUUCUCAAACUUGUGGUGUUGGUGAAGUUGGUGAAAUCUACGUUAGAGCUGCUGGUUUAGCCGAAGGUUAUAGGGGUUUACCAGAUUUGAAUAAGGCCAAGUUUAUUACCAAUUGGUAUGUUGAUCCAUCCAAAUGGGCUGAAGAAGAUGAAGCCAAUAAGAAACCAAGCGAAACUUGGAGAGAACAAGGAUGGUUAGGACCCAGAGAUCGUAUGUACAGAACUGGUGAUUUGGGUCGUUACUUGCCAGAUGGUAAUGUUGAAUGUUGUGGUAGAGCUGAUGAUCAAGUUAAGAUUAGAGGUUUCAGAAUCGAAUUAGGUGAAAUUGACACCCAUUUAUCCCAGCACAAAUUAGUUAGAGAAAAUGUUACAUUAGUAAGAAGAGAUAAAAAUGAAGAACCAACUUUAAUCUCUUAUAUUGUGCCAAAUGACUCACCUGAAUUGGCUAACUUCAAAUCCGAAGUUGUUGUUCCUGAAGGCGAAGAAGAAAUCGACGAUCCAAUUAUCACUGGGUUGGUUGCUUAUAGUGAAUUGAUCAAAGAUAUUAAAGGAUACUUGAAAAAGAAAUUAGCUUCAUAUGCCAUUCCUACCAUCAUUGUUCCAUUAGUCAAGAUUCCUUUGAAUCCAAAUGGUAAAUUUGAUAAACCUAAAUUACCAUUCCCAGAUACUGCUCAAUUAACAGCUGUCUCCAAGUUAUCUGCUGCAAAUAAAAACCUGAGUUUAGAAGAAGAACACUUCAGUGAGUUGGAAACUACUAUCAGAGACUUAUGGAUCGAUGUUUUACCAAAUCGUCCGGCUUCCAUCUCAAAAGAUGAUUCUUUCUUCGACUUGGGUGGACAUUCUAUUUUAGGUACUAGAAUGAUUUUUGAAUUAAGAAAAAAAUUAGCUGUCGAAAUUCCAUUGGGUGUUAUUUUCAAGAAUCCUACUAUUGAGGCAUUUGCUAGAGAAGUUCAAAAAGUAAUUGCUGGUAAUGAUUUUGAGUUAGCAGAUGGUUCCAAUACCCAAGAAAAAGAAACUUCUGCAAAUGUCAGCUAUUCUGAUGAUGCAGUUGAAUUAACCAAAACUGCCUUAUUACCAAGUUAUAAAUCCCGUGAGACUUUGAACGAAUCAGAAACCUUGAAUGUCUUUGUUACUGGUACCACUGGGUUUUUGGGAUCAUUUAUCAUUCGUGAUUUAUUAGUUUCUCGUCCAAAUCAUAACUUCAAGAUUUUUGCUCAUGUGAGAGCAAAAUCAAAAGAAGCCGGUUUAGAAAGAUUGCGUAAUACUGGUAUAACUUACGGUAUUUGGGAUGAAAAAUGGGCUAAUCAAAUAGAAGUUGUUCUUGGUGAUUUAGCUAAACCUCAAUUUGGUUUGGAUGAUAAAGAAUGGAACAACCUAGCUGAAACAAUUGACGUUAUAAUUCAUAAUGGUGCUUUAGUUCAUUGGGUUUAUCCAUACUCUCAAUUAAGAGAUGCUAAUGUUAUUGGUACCGUUAAUGUUUUGAACUUAGCAGGAUCAGGUAAAGCUAAGAACUUCUCAUUUGUUUCAUCUACUUCAGCGUUAGAUACUGAUCAUUUUGUACACUUGUCAGAUGAAUUAGUUGCUAAAGGGAAAGCAGGUAUUCCAGAAUCUGAUGACUUACAAGGGUCAGCUCACGGAUUAGGUACUGGAUACGGUCAAUCUAAGUGGUCAGCCGAGUACAUUAUUAGAAAGGCAGGUGAAAGAGGUUUGAAAGGUUGUAUUACAAGACCUGGUUAUGUUACUGGUUUUUCAAAAACUGGAUCUUCAAAUACCGACGAUUUCUUAUUGAGAAUGUUAAAAGGAUGUGCUGAAUUGGGAUUAUACCCUAACAUAACCAACAAUGUCAAUAUGGUUCCAGUUGAUCAUGUUGCAAGAGUUGUUGUUGCAACCGCUCUUCACCCACCUCAAUCCAAUGAAUUAAGUGUCGCCCAAGUAACUGGUCAUCCUAGAAUACAAUUUGAUGAAUUUUUAAGUGCUUUAGAGACAUACGGAUAUGAUGUUAAACAAACCGAUUACCCAACUUGGAAAACUAGCUUGGAAAAAUUUGUUGUUGAAGAUUCAAAAGACUCUGCUUUAUUCCCAUUAUUACAUUUUGUCUUGGAUAAUUUACCACAAAAUACCAAAGCACCAGAAUUAGAUGAUUCUAAUGCAAGCAAAUCGCUUAUUUCUGACUCUAAAUGGACUAACGUUGAUGUUAGUAAAGGUAAAGGGGUUACAAUUGAUCAAACUAGUAUCUAUAUAAGCUAUUUGAUCAAGGUUGGAUUCUUACCAAGUCCUACUGGUAAAGGUAAACAAUUACCAGAAGUUGAAUUAAGUGAAGAAACUUUGAAACUUAUUUCAUCCGGUGCUGGUGGACGUGGAUCAGCCGCCAAAUAAUCUUGUUACAUAGCUU